Messenger RNA from Malus domestica (apple), 1057 nucleotides. The record is from RefSeq and is a predicted model, not a curated record. NCBI's taxonomy places the organism in Eukaryota, Viridiplantae, Streptophyta, Magnoliopsida, Rosales, Rosaceae.
CUUUAUCCUUUUUGUGUUGCUUAGGCUUAUUUCCACAUAUGGCAGCAUCGAUGCAUGCUCAGUGGUCUUCCUUACCUCCUCAAUUUGGGAAAGGUAUUUUCUUUUCUGUUGCGGAAAAGGGCUAAGGAGGAUCAUAGAAAAGAAAAGGAAGAAAACACAAUGGACCGUAGCAUAGAGAAAAAAGACAAAGCAGAGAAAGGUAGGCUACUUCGGGAAUUACCCACCCGCAUCAGGGACGGAUACAUUGAGAGUAAAGUUUCAGUUGAAAUUGGUUUGAUGGAUUUGGCUUCUCUAGAGCUUGGCUCAUUUACUUUUGGGGGAAGAGCUGUACUGCAUGUCUGCAUGAGGAUAUUGCAGAAAAGAUGAUUGAAUUUCGGAUAACCCAAAGUGAAUUAUCAGGCCCGAGAGAUUUAUCUGAUGCGAAGAGGGUAUACCUAUGAUCAACAGUUGCAUUGUUACUUGUGGUAAUGUUCUUAAUAAUAUUAGGCCAACCAUGAAGCGGUCAAUUUUGUUCAUGCACAUGUUACUUGUGGCAAUGUUACCGUUCGCUAGUCUGGAAAUAGUAAAUGACCUAAGAACCGAGUCAGUAAAAUGAUGCCAUGGCCUUAAUUGGAAACAGUGGAGAAAAUAAAUCAAUCGGGUAUCGUAUUCUUGUGGCAGCGGAACCAGAGCUGACAGAAGCUGGGGAUAUAAGUGAAAUGUUGGAAAGCAUUACCUGAGACUAUCGUCCGUAGGGCCACCGCGAGUAGUAAUCACAAGUCUGCUGCAGAAGAAAUAGAGAAGACGGUGGAAAUGUCUCCAGAUGUCAAAGCUGCAGAGUGAGAGGCCACUGGUGCUCUAUCGGCAGCCUAAGUCUAGGAAGAAACAUGGCUAGCAUACUAGGUUCCACUUGAAUAGACGGAGGAGUAGAAGAUUUACUGCCCAAUGGUUUUUAAAGAUUUAUUAACAGAUGGAGCUUUUCCGAAAAUUUCAAACAAGUUUGAGGUUUUGUUGUUGGCUAGUACUGAAUUGAAAUCAAAACAAAACUUAAAUUUCUCCAAAUAAAAUGCAGUUUUGG